Molecule: messenger RNA, 2038 nt
Organism: Agrilus planipennis (emerald ash borer)
Lineage: Eukaryota; Metazoa; Arthropoda; Insecta; Coleoptera; Buprestidae
Product: DNA-directed RNA polymerase II subunit Rpb4
Exons: 3
Coding region: 177-1538 (453 amino acids)
Biological process (GO): regulation of transcription by RNA polymerase II; mRNA export from nucleus in response to heat stress; positive regulation of translational initiation
Cellular component (GO): nucleus; P-body; SAGA-type complex
Molecular function (GO): nucleotide binding; transcription coactivator activity; translation initiation factor binding
Source: RefSeq, a predicted model, not a curated record
GUGUGUACAUAACCUAAUAUUAUUGGGUGAUUUAUUCGUAUAACUUGGUUGUUAUUAAAAGUGUUAGUAUCUCGAAAAAGCCUCUAAGUGUCUAUAAUUGAAAUCCUGCUACAGUGAGGUGUAAUUAUUUGUGCUUUUUGGUAUUAUUAGUGCCUCUCAACAAAAAGAAACAGAAAAUGUCACACAUAAAUACAGAUCUGACUGAAGAAGAUGCUGCAGAUUUACAGUUUCCAAAAGAUAAACAGUUGUCUAAUAAACCAGAAAGUACAUUUCCAUCUACGUUGUGCGGAGCUUGUAGCGAAGUCUUAGAGGUACCUUACAUUGUUUGUGUGCCUUGCAAUGUUAGUGUAUGCAAGCUUUGCUUUGUUAAUGGUGCAGAGUUUUCUUCUCAUAAAAAUUACCACAGUUAUCGCGUUUUUAAUCACAACUUUAUAUUAUUUGAAAACUCAAACUGGACUGCUCAAGAAGAACUUACCCUACUGGAUUCACUACUCGAAGUGGGAAAUUGGGAUUUAGUUGCAAAGCAAUUACCAAAUAAAUCCGUCGAAGAGAUUAAGGAGCAUUACAAUAAGUUUUAUUUAGAAAGACAGGGUUCAUGCAUGUUGCCUACACUUCCUCAACAUGAAGCAAUUGACAACAGACCUUUAAUACCAUACAAAUUUCGUCUUAACGAUGUAUCUGAACCUCCUCGUAAUUCGCCUUUCUCAAUUAGCUUUUAUUCUCUGGCUGGUUACAAUGCUGCCAGGUCAGAAUUUGAACUGGAUUAUGAUUCAAAUGCAGAAGAUUUAAUAGUAAAUUUAAAAUUGGAAACAGAUAGUCCCAUAAACACUGUAAUGCAGGAACUUCAGUGUGCUAUUAUACGAAGUUACAAUCGAAGAUUAGGCGAAAGAAUGAAGAGGAGAAGAAUAAUUAGAGACCAUGGACUGAUAUUAGUCAGAAAAACUGUUGCAUCGCUUUUACGUUAUGAAUCUACAAUAACAAGACCAGUCUAUGAAAGAAUAUGCAGAUUUAUGCAGUUUUAUAAAGGAAUACAAUUUGAUUAUUUAAUGGAAGGGCUGCACAGAGCAGGAGAAUUAAAAGCACAAAUCUCAAAAUUAUGCGAAUUCCGUCGAAAAGGAAUUAUUUCCCUUAAUGGAGCUCAUUUGUAUAUGAAUUUAAAACAAGACAGGGAUGAAGCAAUCAAAGAUGUUAAGGAGUUUCAAAACAAUGUUCAGUUAAAGUGGAAAUUACUAAACACUGCUACAUCUCAAGCCAUUACAAUCCCAUGUAAAAGAAGGGGAUCAUACACUCCUUUGGACAUUGUGGGGCUCCCCGGAUAUGAAAAACUGCUCCCCAAAGAACAAGAAUUGUGUAGUAAAAUACGUUUGGUGCCCCUGACAUAUCUGGAAUUAAAAAAUAUUUUAAUUGCCGAAAAUAACAAAUUUGGUUUUUUGAAACUUCAAUGCGCCAGAAGACUUUUAAAAAUUGAUGUGAAUAAGACUAGAAAAUUAUACGACUUCUUAAUUGAAGAGGGUUAUAUAAACAAACCAGUUCAUUAACAUGUUUAUGUUAAUUAUUUAGUAACUGUAAUGUACCUUUGUAUAUAAUAUAGAGAAUCUGUGAUAAACAUGUAAAUAUAAAAGAAUCAAAUAGAUCAUAUUUCACAUAUUCUUUUGGAUAAAUCUAUACAAAAAAAUUUUUCAAAUUUUGAAAACUUCAAAAUCCUUAUCUAAUUAAAUUGAGAAAUAGAAAACAUUUUUUUUCUCUAGACUGGCUACAGCAAUUCUAUUAAAAACCUAUGCUUUUUUUAAUAAUACAUAUAUACAAUAAGGCAAUUAACUUAAGAAAUUAAAACUUCAGAAUUUUAGUAGUAGUUGUUUAUCCUAAAAAUAUAAAUUAGAUGUACCACGGAGACUAAAGCUUUUCCUUUUUAUAAAAUAUAUAUUUAUGUAAGUUAAUGGAAAUGUUCUUUUCUGGUAAAUUAAAUAACUUACGUACUAUUCUGUUGUAAAAAUAUAGUAGGUUGUCAUACUUUGUAAAAUUUAUUUUAUGAAGUAAU